Molecule: messenger RNA, 10058 nt
Organism: Monodelphis domestica (gray short-tailed opossum)
Lineage: Eukaryota; Metazoa; Chordata; Mammalia; Didelphimorphia; Didelphidae
Gene: TTLL4
Product: tubulin tyrosine ligase like 4
Biological process (GO): protein polyglutamylation; microtubule cytoskeleton organization
Cellular component (GO): ciliary basal body
Molecular function (GO): tubulin binding; tubulin-glutamic acid ligase activity
Source: RefSeq, a predicted model, not a curated record
GAUAACUAGUUUGGGAAUCUGUACCCUAUUAAGAUCAGUCUUCAAAUCACUGCCAAAGUUGUUUGUAAGAAGGAGGGUCAGCCAUCAUUGGACUGCUGGAGAACCCAGCAUGGUCUCUAAAACUGACCAUAUAGGCCUUUUUCUAGUCAUAUAGUCUUUAAAGUCCCAGGGCCUGCUUGUUAGCCGUCUGUUUUAUUCUAGAUCAACAGUUCUCCCUUGCAUACUGUAGUCAUUGUAUAUAUUGUCUUCUUGGUUCUGUUUACUUACUUUGCAUAAGUUCAUGUGUCUUCUAGUGAUUCUCUGUAUUGAUCAUAUUCUUUUUCAUAGCGCUGUAAUAUUGUUAAAUUCAUGUACUGUUGUACAGCUUGCUUAGUGAUCUCCCAAUUGAUGGACAUCUACUUUGUUUCUUUUGCACCUAUAGAUAUUUUGUGUAAAUAAGGCUUUGCUUUUUGUUAUUUACUUCUUGGAGUAUAUGCCUACCAGUGGAAUCUUUGGGUCAAAAUAGGCAUGUCAGAUAUUUUCUCCAUAGAAUUCCUUAUUGAUUUCCAAAAUGCCUGGACCACUUUACACUUCUACCAACAGUGUACUUGUCUUAUCACUUCCCUUCCAAUACUGACUAUUCAAACUUUUUCUCAUCUUUGCCAGUUUGCUGAGUAUGGUAAAACCUCAAGGUCCUAAAAAACAGUUUUAUUAUGAGCUAGAAAAUCGUCAACAUAUGAACAUUUCAAUAAGGAAAGAAGGCCAGAGGGGCAGCCAGGUAGCACAGUGGACAGAGCAUCAGACCUGAAGUCUAGAGGACCAGCAUCCUGUUCAACAGAACUAGUUAAAAAAGUUAAUUCUUUGAAUGAUGCUGAAGAUAAGGUUUAAAGCAACCUCUUCUUGGGGAUGAAGUUAUCUUUUUACUCACACUCUAUGUCUUGCCUACUGGCCAGAGAAAGUGUCUAGCUCUACUUAAAUCUGCCAACCUAUAACUCUUCUUGAGGAAGAAAUUCUGCAAAUUAAAUGUCAGAAAGAAUGAUAUGUGAUGGGUUCUUAGUCUACAGAAUCCAGUCAGGUCAGCAAUCUUUUCUUAAGCAGCCUACUACGUGCCCAGUACUAUAGUACGUAUACAGGUAACUUGAUGGUACAAUGGAUAGCGUGCUGGGUCUUGAAUCAGGAAGACUUGGGUUCAAAUUGGACUCCUUCACCUAAUUGCAGUAUGGUCCUAGACAAGUCACCAAAAUACUGUCUGCCUUAGUUUCCUUAAUUGUAAUAUGGGGAUAAAUAAUAGCACCUACCUAGGCGUGUUGGGAGGAUCAAGCGAGAUAGUUGUAAAACACAGCACAAUGCCUGACACAUAGUAGGAGCUUAAUAAAUCCUUUUUUCUUAAUUUCCUUCCAAAGCACUGGGGAUACAAAGAAAGACAAAAGGUAGCCCCUGUUCUCAAGGAGUUCACUAUGUAAUGAGAGACAAUAAACAAACAUCUACAUAGGACAGUUGCAGGAUAAGUUGUUAUAUAUGGGAGAAAUUAGGGAUACUCAACAGAGAUCAAGGCCAUUGGAAGCUGGUCUUUGCAUAGUUUGGGGGCAUAUGGUUACCAAUGAUCUCUUAGGCCUGGUAGCAUCAUUUCUUAUGGAACUGUGCACCUUACUUGGGUCUAUUCUAGACCCCCCCCCCCCCAAAAAAAAAAAAACAAAACCUUGUCACUAUAGUAUUUGAAACAUUCUCCAGCUUAUUAGGAGAAUUUCAUUGGGUUGGGUCUUUUGCGGAUAAAAAUCAGAGAAUUUUAGAGCUAGAAGGGAACUUAAACACUUCCAGUUACAAUAUGGACUUGGCAUUGAUACUCUCUUAGGUCUCCAAUUUCCUUGGCUGUAAAAUGAGGGAGCUGAAAGAUCAUUUCCAGUUGUUGGUAAAGCCAAAAUUCCGUAUCCAGGACUCUUUCCACUAUAUUUGGCUCUUUACAAGUUAUACAGGAAUUAGGUAAUGUUUUCUUUUUUUGUCUAUGUAUUCCCAACUGCUGGAGUUAUAUUAGAAGAUGUAUUCCUGGUUCCUCCAAGUUGGAAUUCUGAACUGUAGAACCAUAGAACUUUACUGUUCUAUAGAAACAUUGUUACCCAACAUGGUAAGGUUCCGUGGUACUGUCUUUAUAUAACAUUCUAGUUUACACAGACUUUUAGGCUGACCUGGGAACCGAACUCCCCACAGAUCACAUCACAUGGCUUAUCAUUUAUUUAUUUUUUUAAAGAAAAGGGAUCAGUGUAAAAAUUAUUUCCAGUUGUUGGCCCAUAGAUAUAUUAUUUGACUCAUCUGGUUACAAUGAAUUUGAUGCUGACUGAUCCCAAAGAUGCUGCUGCUGCCUGAAGCGCAGGGCACCGUGCUUGAGCCAGGCCAUAUGUGGCUGUGAAAUGGCUCCCUCAUGGCCUCUGCAGGGACAGAGCACUAUAGUCUUGGCCUCCGCCGGGGAAACAGCUUCAAGCAAGGUGGUCCCCCAGGCACAGUGCCGGCUCCACCAGCUGAGAAACCCUCUGAGGGCAGAACCUGGUACCAGGCACAACAGCAAGUGAAGCCGCUCUGGAGACUAGAGAAGAAACACGUGGGCACACUUUCAUCAGGGCACGGCCCAGGUGGCCUGGGGAUCACUCCCCAGCCAGCUUAUUUUUUUUAUCCCGGCCCCCUGUGUGGCUCUGGGCCCACAGCUGUCAUCGCAGGCCACGGCACCUCUCCCUGUCAUCUGCACUCUCUCCCAGACCUCUUCAGCAGCACCUUGCUGUAUCGUCGCUCCAACUACAGACACAAACCUUACCAGCAGCUUGAGUCUUUCUGUUUACGGUCAAGCCCAUCAGACAAAAGACCCUUUACUCUCUCCAGAAGGAGCCUCCCUGUGGGUCUCCCUGUCCCUAAGGUCAUCACCCCAGCCGUAGGUUCUAGCCUUCCUGGGGCUAUGGCUUCUUCAGCCCCAGACCCAGGUCUCCCUCUGAGAGCUGCUGGGGAACACUCUUCAGGGAAGAGCAUGGCCCCUGCCAUCUCAGGGAAGAUCCCUUCCUCCCUCUCUCCUUCCUACAAGCCUGUGCUCAACAACAAUUCCUUCCUGAGGCCAAAUAGCACAAAAGUGCCUUCACAGCAGGUCUCAGAAGGCCUGAAGCCAGUACCCCCACCCAAGAUCCCAUUGCCUGUCUCUUGGCAUCAUUCAGGGGGCACUGGAGACUGUUCCCCUCUGCACCUUGAACACAGGGUAUCCAAGAGCAAUGGCACCAUCCCUGACCAUGCCACUGUCCAUAACACCACCACCACCACCACUCCUCCCACCCUUAACACCCUAACCACAACCACUACCAGCCCCCCUGCCAGAGGUGCCUCUCCCACUCAUGGCCAGAAUGGCCCACCACCCCUAAAGGCAGAGCGGCCUUCUUGGGCUUUAGAGGCUAAAGAUGGUCCUCGGUCCUUUUCCAGAGAGAUCCGAUUGACUGAAGCUGUGAGGAAGUUGACAGGAAGGGGCUAUGCCAAGAUGGGGCAAGGCUACCGGUUUGAACGGUCCUGUCUCAUGAACCCCAGCUUCCACUGGAAUCUCCUUAAUGGGAAUGGGCGGUGGCAACCCCCUGUGGUGACCCCUCGGUUUGCCCGAGAAGAUGGGGUUUUGGAGACUAGACCCCUUACAGAUGGCUCUGACAGUGUGGGGCUGGAUAGCACUGUCUUCUGUACAAAGCGCAUCAGCAUUCACCUCCUUGCCUCACAUUCCACUCCUCCCAACAAUGAACCUGCCAGUGGGAAUGGGAUGAACAACACCGGAGAAAAACCCCAGGCUCACACUGUGACAGAUGUGACCAACCGAAUUUCCUCCAUCCAUCUGAAUCAGUCAGUUAAAGGACAAAAAGAAGGCAAGCAGCAACAGCAGCAACAGCAGAAGAACAACUCAUCUGCUAGAAACUUCAGUUCAAAUACUGACCUGUUCCAUGGUGAGGCUGAGGAUGUAGAAGAAGAGCUGGGAGAUGGUUUAGAAGACUGUUGUAGCCAAGAUGAGGAUGAAGAGGAAGAUGAAGACUCCGAAUGUUCUUCAGUCAGUGGUGUCUCAGCAAGUGAAUCAGUUGCAGUGAUCUCUCGGAACUGCAUGGAAGUUCUGCCCAAACCCCUUGCCAACCAUGAGAAAGUUGUCCGGCAACCCCUUAUCUACAGCCUCUUUCCUAAUGUUCCCCCCACCAUCUACUUUGGCACAAGGGACGAGAGAGUGGAGAAGCUACCCUGGGAACAGAGAAAGCUGCUUCGCUGGAAAAUGAGUACAGUGACUCCCAACAUUGUCAAACAGACCAUUGGACGUUCCCACUUCAAAGUCAGCAAGAAAAACGAUGAUUGGCUGGGCUGUUGGGGUCACCACAUGAAAUCUCCCAGUUUCAAAACAAUUCGAGAACAUCAAAAGCUGAACCACUUCCCAGGCUCGUUCCAAAUUGGGCGGAAAGACCGGCUCUGGCGUAACCUGUCUCGUAUGCAGAGCCGAUUUGGUAAGAAGGAAUUCAGCUUCUUCCCCCAGUCCUUCAUCCUCCCACAGGAUGCCAAACUUCUUCGAAAAGCCUGGGAGAGUAGCAGCCGUCAGAAGUGGAUUGUGAAGCCGCCAGCUUCAGCCCGAGGAAUUGGCAUUCAGGUCAUCCACAAAUGGAGCCAGCUACCUAAGCGAAGACCCCUUCUAGUGCAGAGGUACCUGCAUAAACCCUACCUCAUCAGUGGGAGUAAAUUUGACCUUCGGAUCUACGUUUACGUCACCUCAUACGAUCCCCUCCGGAUCUACCUCUUCACAGAUGGACUUGUCCGCUUUGCUAGCUGCAAAUAUUCCUCUUCCAUGAAGAGCCUUGGCAACAAGUUCAUUCAUCUGACCAACUACAGCAUCAAUAAGAAGAACACAGAGUACCAGGCCAACACUGAUGAAAAUGCUUGCCAGGGCCAUAAGUGGGCACUGAAAGCCCUGUGGAACUAUUUGAGCCAAAAAGGAGUCAACAGUGAUGCCAUCUGGGAAAAGAUUAAAGAUGUUGUUGUCAAAACCAUCAUUGCGUCAGAGCCUUAUGUGACCAGCUUGCUCAAGAUGUAUGUUCGCCGGCCCUAUAGCUGCCAUGAGCUCUUUGGUUUUGACAUCAUGCUAGAUGAAAAUCUGAAGCCCUGGGUCCUGGAAGUCAAUAUCUCUCCAAGCCUUCAUUCCAACUCACCACUAGACAUCAGCAUCAAAGGCCAGAUGAUCCGAGACCUCCUGAACCUGGCGGGCUUUGUUCUUCCCCACGCAGAGGAUGUUAACUCUAGCUGUGGCAGCUCCAGUAGCUCCACCAUCAGUCUUAGCAGUUCUACGAAGGAGAAGACCAGGUUGGCUCCAGAGUACUUCACAGCAGAGAAAAUGAAGAAAGCCUAUUACCUGACCCAGAAACUGCCAGAUCAGGACUUCUAUGCGUCGGUGCUGGACAUCCUGACGCCAGAUGACGUUCGGGUCCUCGUGGAAAUGGAGGAUGAGUUCUCACGCCGGGGCCAGUUUGAGCGGGUCUUUCCCUCUCGAGUCUCUUCCCGCUAUCUCCGUUUCUUUGAGCAGCCACGUUAUUUUAAUAUCCUGACCACGCAGUGGGAACAGAAGUACCACAGCAACAAACUCAAAGGGGUGGACCUGCUCCGGAGUUGGUGCUACAAAGGCUUUCACACUGGAACCGUUUCUGACUCUGCUCCCAUGUGGUCCCUGCCAAGAUCACAUAUCGUCAUGAAGGGUGACAUCCUCCUCAACGCCUUCUGUAAAACAGAGCUGAACAAACUGGGGAAGACUCCCCAUUCUACAAAGGACAAUGAGGAUACCACCCAAGCUUCUAGCCCUUGCUCUCCAGUGUUACCUAUGCUCAAAUAUACAGGGCAAGCUCAGAGACUCCCUGUUUCCUCUUCAACCUCAAAAGUCAACAACAACCUUGUUGCCUCCGUGAGCCCAUGAUCAACUCCCUCCCCAGGAGCACCAGCGCAAUAGCUACCUCAUGGGAACCGGCCUGCCGGCCAGCCUGGAACCCCAACCCUGUCCACCCUGCCCCUGGUCAGAGUAUUUUUGGAAAAGGUUGAAUUCCAGAGAGGGGGUUUCUAUGGGGCUUAGAGGGAUGGUGGAGCUGGGGAGAGGGUAAGGAAGGGGAUAUGUCCCAUUCUCCUGCCUACCUGCCCAGCUCCUGUCAUCCCAACUGAGAAGCAAACAGUGGCCAUUGCAGCCUUAUAAAACAGGGUUUGAUUUCUAUGCUCAGAGCCGUGUGUGAUUUGUUCUCUGAUCUAACAAUUGAACUUCCCUUACCAAUACCUUGGGACACAAAUCCCCUUGUUUCUUCUCCCUUUUGCUCCUAGUUAGAAGUUUGAGAAGCCACAUCAGCUUUUAUCAGAUCCAUCAUGUCAGGGCCAGAAGUGAAAAGAGCAGCAAGGACCACAGCUUUCUUGGUUUUGCUGUGUGUCCCAUCGCCCUCCUUUUUUUUCCGUUUUUAUCCUGUGGGAUUCUUGGUCCCAACACAUUCAUGUAGAACCACUCCUUGUCAGAACAAUAGCUGGCUUAUCAGUUUAGUUGUUCUCAUCAGAUUAUUGGAAAUUUCUCCUACCUUCAGUGAGAAGGCUCUCCAAUAAUUGUAUCCCAGCUCUUCCUUCCUCAGACUUCAGAAGGGUAGAGUUGAGUGAGCCUGACACUGUAGUUUUUGCUUUUCUCUUCCUUUCUGAACCACUCACAUAUUCCUUCUACCACAGAAGUGAUUGCAAUACUCUCUUCUAGGAUCUGAUUGUUCUAUAAGCCAAAGUGAAAAACACAGUAUAUUCCUAAGGCCCGUAGGCCCCACCAGCCUGUGCCAGAAACCUCUUGGUGGUUUCACUGGCCAGCACAUGGGGAAAGGCUCACUGCUGGUCUGGGGGCGGGGAUAGCCUGCUUCAAAUGAAUUUAGUGCCUAAAUCUUCGUGCAUGACUCUUCCAUUCAAUCCACACCUGGACUCCCUCUUCAUCCCUCCUCUACCACAUUUGUCAUGCUCUGAUAGUCUGUCCUUAAAACUGCUUUCUUCUCAAAAUAGAUGCCAUCACCUAUUACGUUCUGAUUCACUCGCUCCUCUCCUGAAUCUAUAGAAGUUGAGAGAUUUCCAGGAGUGCGAUAACUGAGAUUAGAACUAUUAUCCAAUUUUGAUCAUAAAUCUUGGAUUCUAGAUUGAGCAUUGGAACCUAAAAAGCUUCCCUUCCCUCCUUAGAACCACCAAAUUUCAGGGUUGGAAGAGACCUUGGCAACCGUUUAGUCCAACCCGUACCUGAACAAGAGAAACCCACUCACAAUAUGCCAUCAUGAUCUUCCUUGCCUUUAUGAACUCAAUUGAAGGGAAACUCAUUCCUUUGCCAGAUAACUAACUCCACUUUUGGGUACUUGGUUGUUAGGAGCUUUUUCCUUACAUCAGGUAUAGAUCUGCCUCUUGACACUUCUAUCCAAAUCCCCUAGUUUCUGCCCUCUGCAACCAAGAGGAAAAAGUUUUUUCCACAUAUAUGACAGACUUUCAUGAUAUUUGAUGACAGCUGUCAUGUCUUUGCCAAGUUUUUUUUUGUUUGUUUUCUUUUGUUUUAAGUAUUAAGGGGCAGCUAGGUGGCUCAGUGGAUUGAGAGCCAGGUCUAGAGAGAUUUUGGGUUCAGAUCUGGCCUCAGACACUUCCUAGCUAUGUGACCCUGGGCAAGUCAUUUAACCCAAUUACCUAGCUCUUACCACACUUCUGCCUUGAUAUUAUUAUUGAUUCUAAGUACUUAGUAUUGAUUCUUAAAACAGAAGGUAAGGAUUUAAAAAAAAAAUUAUUGAAACAAAAAAAAGUUGGUGUCUUUUCCCAAUUCCAUGCCCCAUCAAUAGAACCCAGUCUUGUAAUAAUAGAAGUACAAAACAAACCUACCCAUUGAUUAGAUUUAACAAUGUGUGCCCCAUGCGUACUGUUGUCUCUAGACCAAGAGGAGAAAGGUGUGCCUUACCUUCACUCCUCUGGAUUCAAGAUCAUUGAUCAGUGUUGCUUUUCUUUAAAUUACUGUAGCUGUUGUGUGUUUUUUCCUUAGUUCUACUUAAUAAUAGUUAACAACUGACAUAGCAAUUUUCAAAUUACAUACUUUGUCUCUCCUGCACCUCAAAACAACUUUGGGAGGUAAAUGCUACUAGAAUUAUUCCCAUUUUGCAGAUGAGGGAACUGAAGCUCAGAAAUUGACUUGUCCAAGGUCACAACUAGUAAAUAGCAGACCUUCCUAACUGAACUCCACAGUGCUUGCUUUGCUUAUGUGUUUCUGGAUUUUUGUAUCUGUUGCUAUUUACUGUGAAAGAAUAUUUCAUUACUUUUAGCUAGCCAGAUUGUACACUCUCCCAUCAAUGGCUACUCACCUGGUUUUCAGUUUUUGGCUAACAGAGACCUGUUAUGAAUAUUUGGUAAUAUAUAGGACCUUUCUGCCAUGGAUGCCCUUGGGUUACAAGGAUAGGAUCUUGUCAUUUUCAAACAUCUCCAGUUCUUUCAACCAUUCCUUUUAAGGGAUGAUCUAAUGCUUCUCUCUCUCCUCAUUGGACUGACUUUUUCUGGAUGAAUCCAGAUUUUUGCUGCCUUUACUAAAUGUGACAUUUAGAACUAAACACAAGCCUCUAGAUAUGGUCUAAGGCAGGACACAAUGGAAUUAUCACCUUCCUCAUGUUGAGAAACCAUGUCUCCUAAUUCAACAGAGCUUUUCUUUUUCUUGUUUUCUGUUGCUCUGCUGAUUUACAUUGAGUUUUUAGCCUUUUGAGAUUUUAUGGGUCCUUACUCAGGUUUGCAAUAUGUUUGUUAUCCUUCCUACUUUUGUGUCAUCUGAAGAUUUAAUAGCCAUGCCAUUCAUAUUUUUAUCCAAGUUAUCAGAUAACUAGAUUGAAACGUAGAGAAAUUGAGUAAACUAUUUGCCCACGGUCACAUAGCUAGUAAAAAGUCUAUGAGAGAAAUAUUCUCUUACCUCUAGUUUAACCCCCCCCCCCCCAACCUGGUGUCUUAAAGUCUGCCCCAAUCUGCCUCCAGCCUCCCUUUCUAGCUAUACUUAUUUCGCACUCUUCCCUUUCACACAUGCUAAUGUUGCAGCUAAGCUAUACCUUGAGUUGUCCCUCAAUACUGUCCUGCCAUCUUCUCUUUCACCCUAUAUUCCUGGAGACAUGCAUCGCCCACACUGAGAAUGUACUCCCUUAUUGUUGCCAGUUCAAAUCUCUCAGAGUUCAACUCAGGUGCUACCUCUUCAAUGAAAUUACUCCUUACUAUCCUCUUUGUAAUUUCCUAGAGCGCUUUGGCUCACUGGGCUGUUAUACACAAUUUUGUAUCAGACUUGUUUGCCUUUGUCUUUCCUCACCCCCAAAGAGGCUAUAAAUUUGACUUGCCUAUGUCAUCCAGUCAAGUAGGGGUGCUUGGCAAGUCCUUGUUCAGGGGUACUGAGGAAUGGAUGGAUAGUGGGAGCUUGGGGUGUGUAUCUAGACUCUGAGGAACAAUUUUCCUACAUUGUCAAAAGUGAUAACUGUUAUUGUUCUUGGUAAUUCUUAUGGGAACAAUACAAGGCACUGCUAGAGAGUCGAGCCUUGGGUAAAAAGGGUGGUUUUUAUCCCUGCGGCUGAUUGAAGCCUCUGGCAGAUGAGGUACAUUUGAUAAUGUAUGUCAUUUUAAGAAGCCAUCAAGUGCCAUAAGACUCCAUUCUGUUAUCCUCUUUGCUCAAGCAAACCUUCCCAAGUUCUCCAAAUUCCUCACAUUUCUUACUACACAAUAACGUUCCAUAACAUUUGUAUGCAACCAUUUGUUCAGCCACUGUUUUCAGAAUUUUAAUACAAAAAGGGCUGCUAUGAAUAUUUUGAUACUUCUUUGAUCUUUCCCUAUGUUUUUGACCCUGGGGGGGGAGUCGUGCCCAGUGGUGGGAGUGCUGGGUCAAAGGGUAUGAACAAUUUAGCCAUUUUUCUCUCAUAAUUCCAAACUGUUUUCCAGAAGGAUUGGACCAACUCACAGCUUCUCCAUCAGCGUGUUGAUAUACUUGUCAGCUUGUAGCCUCUCUGACAUCGAUUCUGUCUUUGCCAGAUUUUCUUUUAAAAAAAGUUACUGAUGAUCUC